Molecule: messenger RNA, 507 nt
Organism: Rotaria sordida
Lineage: Eukaryota; Metazoa; Rotifera; Eurotatoria; Philodinida; Philodinidae
Source: the annotation of a GenBank genome assembly
AUGAGUCAUUCAAAUGAAAAAGAAUUAAUAGGUGGAACACAUACUCAAGAUUUAUCUUUAUCUAAUGAAUUCUCAGCAGAAAAAAUACAAGAUUUACAAGCUGCUUUUAGUAUUAUGGAUACGCAAUCGAAAGGUUUUGUAGGAGCUGAAGAUAUUAUUCAAGUAGCUGAAGCUGCAAAUAUGAUAUUAGCUGAAAAUGAAGCACAAUUAUUACUUGGUUCAGCUGAUGAAGAUCAUUCAGGUGGAAUUGAUAUGAGAGAAUUCAUAUCAAUUAUGACAACACCUAUUAAACCAGAAGAUUUAGAAGAUGAACUUCGUGCAACAUUUCGAGUUUUUGAUAAAGAUGGAAAAGGAACAAUUAAUGCUAAUGAGCUUAAACGAUUUGUUCGAUUAUGGGAUAGGGAAUUAACAGAAGAUGAAGCUGAUGAUAUGAUUGGUCAAGCUGAUCCACAUAGAACAGGUGUAAUUAAUUAUGAUGCUUUCGUACAAUUUCUUCUUCAUACAUAA